AUAUAUUUUGUAUAAAAUAAACCACAAGUAGGAUGGCGGAAGUAGGAACUUUUUUAGUUGUUACGAAAUCGCACUUUGACAAUCGCUUUCACAUAGUAGCAUUUGAUGGUCAGAAACUUUUUGAUAUAAACCUGCAAGAUGAUUAUGUGAACGCUAUACAGCCGGGUAAAAUCUAUCAAUUUAAUGUUAUGUAUCAUGAUCGUAAUCCAACUUCAAUCGCAUCAAAGAUAAUCAGUGUGCAAGGGCAACCAAAGCCCAUUAAAAUGCCUCCUUUUGGCAUGUUCAGUGCGCUUGGAAAAUUGGCCUACACUGACUUUCAUGAUAUGUUUAAGGUGUCAUCCGAGGAACCAUAUCUAGACGCCGGAAGUAAUAUCCCUCCGCCAAAAGCAUAUCUUUGCAAAGGAGACUUCUUAAAAAAACAGAUAAUGCCUGAUGGGAAAACGAGAUGUCUUAUCAGCCUAGAUAGUCGAGAAAUGAACCUGCAGUAUGCUGGAUAUGGCAUAAACGGUGUCCAUUUGGAUAGCUUUGAUGGAUUACCAACCGAGUAUGAUCCGAACUUAGCAUGGCGCACAUAUACAAUCCUAUUCCUUGUAGCAGAUCCAAUCACCGGCUCAUGGUAUGGUCCAAGAAAUUACAUCAUUGUGGCUGCAAUAUUUUAGUUUUCAUAACACCGAGGAAAACUUUUCAAAAUAUCUUUAUUCAUUUAAUGAAAAUUUAUUUUAUGAUUAAAUUUGAUAUACUAGUAUGCAUACUCAUGUUUAUUAUCUUUAUUGAGAUAUCUUGAUAAAACAUAGAUGUAAGGCAAUCUCUCUUCGUCGAACAUUCUUUUUGCUGUCCUACAUUUAAAUUAUGUUAAAAGUAAAAAGCAAAGCAACCUAUGUGGUGUAAACAUGUCCUGCAAGGUGACAUGGAAUAAUUGUCAAUGUAGCAACUUCUCAUAGAGACCAAAGACAAAGAUAUGAACAAUUAUAGGUCAUCAUAUGGCUUUUAACAAUGAACAAACAUUAGAACGUGUACAAAAGGUUCCUGUAGGACAAAAUGUGCAACACUUCAACAAAGAUAAACCCUUUAAUACGCAAUAAUGUAUAUAUCCAAUAAAACUGGUCAUUGCAUUAAUAUUAUAAUAAUUUUUGGACUGGAA
Messenger RNA from Mytilus trossulus (common blue mussel), 1141 nucleotides. RefSeq lists its product as uncharacterized. The transcript is spliced from 2 exons. The record is from RefSeq and is a predicted model, not a curated record. The coding region runs from base 33 to 659 and encodes 208 amino acids. Lineage: Eukaryota; Metazoa; Mollusca; Bivalvia; Mytilida; Mytilidae.